This is a messenger RNA of Trematomus bernacchii (emerald rockcod), 2570 nucleotides long. It is a transcript of the gene nucks1a, whose product is annotated as nuclear casein kinase and cyclin-dependent kinase substrate 1a. Gene Ontology annotation, cellular component: cytoplasm. Gene Ontology annotation, molecular function: double-stranded DNA binding; single-stranded DNA binding. Gene Ontology annotation, biological process: interstrand cross-link repair; double-strand break repair via homologous recombination. The record is from RefSeq and is a predicted model, not a curated record. Lineage: Eukaryota; Metazoa; Chordata; Actinopteri; Perciformes; Nototheniidae.
GGGUUUGGUUGCACAUAGGCUGCAGUUUCAGUUUGUUUUAUUCACCAUUUUGAGUAGCUGAAGGCACAAAAAAAUAAGAAUAUUAGCGUUUGGAGGACACAUCGGUGCAGUACUUUUAUUUUUACGCGCUCGCUCGCACGGUGGAGUUGUGCUCCAACCUCGGGGUUUUUUUUUUGUAGAGCGGGAAUCUCUAUAUUCCUUUUUUUCCCCUUCUCCCCCUGUGUGCUUCUUCCCCCUUUUUUCUUACAUCCUUUAACCUCUACUGUAUUCCUGCAAAAUGUCAAGACCAGUAAGGAACAGGAAAGUGGUGAACUACUCACAAUUCAACGAGUCUGAUGCAGAUGAGGAGUAUGGGGAGAAUAAGCCUAAGAAGGUGCGUGCCCCCCCACGUGAGCCCAAGCACAAACGCGUAAAGAACUCACAGGAUGACAGCGAGGAGUCUGACGAGAAAGUCACUAAACCCAAAAAUGACUCAGCAGAUGACUUUGGCAGCAACGAGGAAGACAACGAAUUCGCAGAGGAGGAAGGAACGGAUGAGGACGGAGGAAGUGACUAUGAAGAAAAAAAAGGCAAAAAGGGAAAGAAAGCGAAGGUUGAGAAGCCCGCCAAGAGAGGGCCGAAGAGAAAACGGCCUGCAGAUGACAGUGACGAUGAGAAGGAAGUGAGUCGAAAGCGUACCGUGCGCCAGGCGGCCUCCAAGGCGGUGUCCAAACAGAGGGAGAUCAUUCUGGGAGACGCAGGCAGCGAGGACGAGGAGAAGGAGGACCAGGAGGAGGCCUACAACGACCCUUAAGACCAAAACUCAUCGACGAGGGACGUCACGGUGGAGGACGACGAUGACAGCGAUUACGGUCGCUCCAAGAAGAAGGGCAAGAAGGUGAUCCGAAGGGGAAGGCCGGAGAAGAAGGAGAAGAAGAGCCCCAAACCCCGACUAAAGGCCACAGUGACCCCCAGCCCGAUGAAAGGAAAGGGGAAGGGGCGUCCCAGCACCAAGACCGUGGAGAAGAGCUCACCCAAAGAGGAGGAAGAGGAGGAGCCCGAGAGCCCCCUGGAGGAGGAAGAAGAGGAGGAGGAGGAGGAGAAGAAGGAGGAGAAGAAGGCCGCCGUGAAGAAGGAGACUUCCCCCGCCCCCAAGAAGACGAAGGAGGCCGAGGAGGAGGAAGACGAAGAGGAAGAGGAUGGCUCAGAAGAGGAGGCGCCUUCCGGAGAAGACUAGACGAAGAUGGUACCUCCCCCCCCCCCACCCCAAAAAACCUCCCCGCCAACCUGAAGCCCAUCGUCUCUUUCUCCGUCUCUUCUCAAAGUUUUGUUGCUCUGCGUUUAGAGGUUGUUUUAUUUUGACUUUUUUUGUUUCUCUCCUGGUGGCCUGGCUCAACGGUUUGGACUUCUUAUGUGUGCUUUUUUUAUUUGUUUUGCUUCUCCCCCCCAUCUUCUCCUAACUAAGACAUUGUGCUCAUGUGAUCAUCCGCUGUGUGAAAGGAGUCCCUACAUUCAUUCUGAAUUUACUUUAGUGUGAGCCUUCCCCCCCCCCCCCCCCCCCCCCCCUCCUCCAUGAGCUCAGUGCUAGCGAGCAUCCGUCCUGAUUGUGAAACAGAUCCAUUCGCUUGUUUUUAGUUUUUUUUUUUUUUUUUUUUUCGCUCACUGAUACCUGCGAUUACUGAGCGUAUUGUCACACAGCUUCUCAGUAUCAGCUACUAAAGCGCUGUAUUUACAAAGCUUAAGUCGACACACGCAGCGCCGGAAAGCCUUCUAUUUGGUACUUGUGUGCUUUUUAAAACCAGAAGCAUGUUUUAACACGGGAGUUCGGUAUUUCAAUUUCUUUUUUUUAAAACGUCUCCCCGCUUCUUUUCUCCUGGUGACCUUUUUUUGUUGCGUGGCUGCUGCUCCAUCAUUUUCAACGCGUUAUCUUAGACCGGCGGAGUGUUUUACUUCGCACACCGUCACAUGUUUCAAGCCAGCAUGUGAGUUAGUGUUUUAAGUACUCGAUGAAAUGCUUCUUUGGUGGGGGGGGGGGGGGACUUCCUGUUCUGUUCAGCUGCCUAUGUUAAACGGUUGCUGUUGUUCUAUGUUUGGCUUUCUAACGAUGCAGCUCUUUACGUGAAGAAACCCCCCCCCCCUCCCCCCCCAUUAACCCCUGCAUGGCUACAGCAGCUUCUCAACAUUUCAGCCCCUUGUGCCAGGCACCCCCUUUUUAUUUUUCAUGAAAUGCAAGAAGAGAUGUUUGGUUUUAUUUAGUUUUUUGUUUUUGAGAGAUCAAAAAAAUGAAUGUUGUUUUUUCUCCUGUUGUUCUAAUUCUCUAUUCAGAUUUUUUUUUUGUAAUGUUUGUUUUUUAAGAAAAGAAAUAAAAUGUAUCUUGAUUUUAAAGAAAAAAAGUCGACCCUAUCCAAUCUGUUGUGAACGGCCUUCCCUUGAUUUCCUCCUCCUGUAUUCUCACUCGGCUUACUGUUUGCAUCCUUGUGUUUUUCAGAGCAUUUGUUUGCCCCCGUUUCUUCACAUGCGGAUACAUUUUUUACAGUACUAAGGCUCGGAAAAGAUUUAAAUAAAGGUGGCAGCUCGGUCUUUAUCCAGCA